AUGAAGAAAUUUCUUAAAUCAAAUAUUUCAUAUUCAUGUCGUUUCAUGUUAAGAAAGAACAAUUUGAAAUUGAAACAAAUUUUUGUUUCACAAAUUUUAAGGCACCCUGUAUUGUUAUGAAAAAAGAACAAUUGGAAUAUAAAACUUCAGAGAGAAAAAAAGACAAAGAACGUUCAGAUGUUUCUUCGCUUUAAAAAUAAUUAAAGCUUGUAUAAUAUAUCAAAGACUUAAGUUUAUCAAAGUAUAAGGAGCAAUAAAACAAAUUGAUUGAAAAAAGCGUGUUAGAUAAGAACAUUAAAAAAUAGAUGCCUCACGCGAUGACUCUUGACGGAUUUUUCUGCUUCAGUCUUCACACCGGCUCAGUGUUGUUGGGAUGGCUUGGAUUUGUAUCAGCUUUCUUUUCAAUUAUUGGAUGGUCGAUGUCAUUCAAUGAUAUUGAUGGGAUGAUUAAGAACUUGAACAUCACAAAUGGAAGGAAUCCUGAAGACUUUAGCGACGCUGAUAUCGACUUCAUGCGAAAUAUGGCAAUCUCAAUAAUAUCAAUGCUUAUAGGAUUUUAUGUAAUUGAAGCAUUAGCUUCAUUAUUUUUGAUACAUGGAGCAUCAAACAACAAAAGACUUUUCCUUGUUCCAUGGAUGAUCGAAAGAGCGACGCAGUUAAUUUUCUAUACGAUUUUGUGGUUGUUUAUAGGGCUUUACUUUUUCACAUCCCCGCAAACUAUCGGCUACUCAUUGUUUGCAUUCGUAUUUGGUGGAAUUUCAUUGUUCUUCAAUUUCUAUUGCUUUUUGUGUGUCUAUUCGCUGUUUGUGUUAAUGAGGGAAGCCGAAGAAUAUCAACGAUUGGUUGGUGGCCAACAAUCACGUCCACCAAAUUAUGGAAACCAACCUGGGAAUACUUACGUUAAAAUAUAAGAAUCCAUAUUGAUUUGCUUUAAAUAAUCGAACAACUGAUGAUACUUUUCAAAGUAAAUCGAAAUGAAAAAGAGUCUGAGAAAAGCAAUAAAAGAUUCUGAUUUUCUGAUUUUCGUGUAGAA
This is a messenger RNA of Clunio marinus, 1033 nucleotides long. NCBI's taxonomy places the organism in Eukaryota, Metazoa, Arthropoda, Insecta, Diptera, Chironomidae. The record is from the annotation of a GenBank genome assembly.